Messenger RNA from Postia placenta MAD-698-R-SB12, 2085 nucleotides. RefSeq lists its product as hypothetical. Lineage: Eukaryota; Fungi; Basidiomycota; Agaricomycetes; Polyporales; Adustoporiaceae. The record is from RefSeq and is a predicted model, not a curated record. Gene Ontology annotation, biological process: double-strand break repair via nonhomologous end joining. Gene Ontology annotation, molecular function: DNA binding; DNA-directed DNA polymerase activity. Gene Ontology annotation, cellular component: nucleus. The transcript is spliced from 16 exons. The annotation marks the transcript as partial.
AAAUCGAAGAAAAAGGUCAAAGAGCUCCUAACUCCUCUCGAAUAUGCCCGGCGGGUAAUAGCAGAGACGGAAGAAAAGCGCGCACGGGGAAUACGUCCCCGGUCCACAUAUCUACGGGGAAAGAAGAUAUUCUAUUGCAGCAAUGACCGCACAUACGCCAGUGAUACGACCAAGGGCAGAAUGGACUUCAUCCUCAGACACGGUGGCACACUCGUACCAGUCUACGACCCAGAUGAAGUCACACACAUUUCCACAAACGCGCACAAGAACAUUUUCCUCGAGAGAAUGGGCAUGAAGAGUCUGGAUGAGAUUCCGGACCGCAUUCCCACAGUGACGUGGGAUUGGGUAGUAUCCGGUUUUGACCGCCCGCAAGCCACUGACGCCGACGCUGAAUCCAAAAAACAAGAAGAGAGUGAGGAUGAGAAUGUCAUGGAUUAUGUGAUGUCGCAUGCCGCGUUUGUGGAACGGCUUGAUGCCGGGGCAGAGCCCUGGAUGCUCAAAGCCAUACAGAAGGGGCAGCAAUCUAAGGCAAGCUCUAGUCAUGUGGCCAUUGGUCAGCGGGCGCAAAAGGGCUGUGCCUUGAACCACCAAUAUGACGACCCGAAGACGUCAAUAAUAUGCGACUUCACUGAGAUCCUGCCCUCACCUCCAUCUCCUCGAGGACCACCAAAAGUGCCACCGACGGGAGGCAACGGAACUGAACGUGGGCGCUCAGGAGAGGCCGGUGUGGCAACCCCGGAGAACGGUGCCGAUGGGAAUCGCAUUCGCUCGUCCUCCAGCUACGACCCUCUGGCUGAGUUUUAUGCUCAAGCGCGGGCAGACCGCGCUGCUGAAGGCUCCCAUCCGUUGAAUACGACCGACGAGGACGACUCGAUUAUGACCGCACCCUGCCCUGACGAGCCUGUCCCUAUCUCCCAGGGGUUCUUAUGCGAUACCAAGGGUGGGGGCCUGCCCAACAACUGUCCCAAUCAAGAUGUAGUCGAUAAGCUUCAGGAGUUGAAGGCGUUGCACAAGCUCAAACCGUCGGAGGAAGACAAAUGGCGUGUAUUCGCAUAUACAAAAGCUAUUAAAGCUCUCCGCUUUCACCCCACGAGAAUUCGUUCACAUGCGGAGGCUGUAGCUCUCCCCGGAGUCGGGAACAAGACGGCACAGAAAAUUAUGGAGAUUAUCGAAACAGGAAAACUGCGGCGUAUUGAAUAUGAAAGGACAGAAGACGUUGCAGCAGUUCUCCUGUUUCAAGGCAUAUAUGGUGUUGGUUCGUUCUGCAUUCUUUCAUCAAUUCAACGCGAGAUCGAGCAGGUCUUCACAGGUUCAAAGAUCGCCCGGGAAUGGUACACUCGUGGAUGCAGAACACUUGACGAUAUUCGAACAAGGAAAGGUGGCAUCCGCCUCAGCCAAGCACAGGAAAUUGGUUUGAAGUAUUAUGAGGAGAUUAACUCGAGAAUGCCGAGAGACGAAGCGGCAGACAUUUAUAAUAAGAUCAAGCCCAUUGCCCUGAAGAUUGACCCCAAGCUUUUCAUCGAGAUUAUGGGGAGCUACAGAAGGUUAGGCAAAGCUGACUGUGGAGACAUCGAUAUUCUCAUUACGCGGCCGACUGACGAUGGGAGGACGCACCAAGGUCAGUCCAAAUCUACGCCUUGGAUUUUAUCUCUUAGCGUUCUUGCAGGCGUGUUGCGACGACUCUUCAGAGAGCUCCAUCGACAGGGGAUCUUGACAGAGGAUCUGAACAUUCCUGGGUCGUUUGACGAUCUCGAGCUCAUUUACCGGGGGCUAUGUAGGAGAGAUGUCAACAGUUCUCGGCGACGGAUCGGCAACUUGACUGACACAGACUUUCUGACGGUGCCAUAUAAAUCGAGAGGCGCUGCUCUUCUGUAUUACACCGGAGACGAUAUUUUCAACCGUUCUCUGCGCUUGAAGGCCAAUAAGAUGGGAUAUUCCUUGAAUCAAAGGGGCCUAUACGCUGGUGUCAUACGAAACCCCAGUGACCGGAGAGAAAAGCUCGAGAAUGGCAUUAUUAUCGCUUCAGAAACUGAAGAAGAAAUUCUCAGGAUCCUUGGCAAGCAACUUGUUCUGUCGCUUUUGUGA